Molecule: messenger RNA, 3262 nt
Organism: Carassius gibelio (silver crucian carp)
Lineage: Eukaryota; Metazoa; Chordata; Actinopteri; Cypriniformes; Cyprinidae
Product: solute carrier family 25 member 16
Exons: 10
Coding region: 863-1789 (308 amino acids)
Biological process (GO): transmembrane transport
Cellular component (GO): mitochondrial inner membrane
Source: RefSeq, a predicted model, not a curated record
GUGAGCUGAAGACAUGAAUGCACUGCAGUCCUGAUAGCAGCCAUCAUGACGACAGAGGCUGUGUCCUCCUCAGGGACUCGGGUUCAGAUCCCAGCUCCUGUCCAGAAAGACUACUACUACUGGUUACGCUCGUUCACAGCUGGAGAACCGAUUUGGAGAAAUUUAGCAUUACAUCACUUGCUCACCAGUUGAUCCUCUGCAGUGAAUGGGUGCCGUCAGAUCAAGAAUCUAAACAGCUGAUAAAAACAUCACAAUAAUCCGCAAGAAAUCCACAGAACUCCAGUCCACCAAUUAAUGUCUUGUGCAGUGAAAAGCUGAGUAUUUUAGAGAAAUGCAUGUGUUUUAACCACUGAUCUGGGUGUGUGUUCACAGUGUGUGUGUGUGUGUGUGUGUGUUCAUUGCUUUUGUUUGUGCACUUUGGAUGGGUUAAAUGCAGAGCACGAAUUCUGAGUAUGGGUCACCAUACUUGGCUGAAUGUCAUGUCACUUUUCACUUAAGCAUUGAAAGGUGUUUUUACUUUAAACUGUCACUUCUGGCCAAAAUAUAAGUCCAUAAACCAUAAUAACACUUCCUGUAGUGAAAAAAUCCAUCCACUGUUGUACUCUCAGUUCGAUAUUCACCAACAUAUUUGUUAAGAACUGUUUUCGCUUGUAAAUACUGCUUGAUCUGUGCAUAGUUAACUCCCGAUUCAGAUGAGAGGACUGGAGAAAGCAAUCUUAUGCAUAGAAAGUCUAGUGUUUUAGCUAGAAGCGAUGCUUUUAAAAGUUAAAAAGUCUUAAUGAUGGAUUUGUUUCUUACAAGCACUCAGCUUUUCACUGCACGAGACAUUAAUUGAUGGAAUGGAGUUCUGUGGAUUAUUGUGAUGUUUAUAAGAGCAGUUUGGACUCUGACGGCACCCAUUCACUGCAGAGGAUCCACUGGUGUUGCAGGAUGCUGUGCCAAGUCCACCAUAGCGCCUCUCGAUAGAGUGAAAAUUUUACUACAAGCUCAAAAUCCUCAUUACAAACACCUUGGAGUGUUUGCCACACUUAAGGCAGUGCCAAAAAAAGAGGGUUUCCUUGGACUAUACAAAGGAAAUGGAGCCAUGAUGAUCAGGAUUUUCCCAUAUGGAGCCAUUCAGUUUAUGGCUUUUGAUAACUACAGAAAGUUCCUUAACACACAACUGGGGAUAUCUGGGCAUAUUCAUCGGCUCAUGGCAGGAUCUAUGGCAGGGAUGACUGCAGUUAUUUUCACCUAUCCACUCGAUGUUAUCCGAGCACGCUUGGCGUUUCAAGUGACAGGAGAGCACCGCUACACUGGCAUACGAAAUGCUUUUCAGACUAUAUACCUUAAGGAAGGAGGAAUCUCUGGAUUCUACCGUGGUUUGACCCCCACAAUCAUUGGCAUGGCUCCAUAUGCAGGCUUUUCUUUUUUCACGUUUGGCACAUUGAAGACUCUGGGACUUUCUCACUUCCCCGAGCUCUUAGGCAAGCCGUCUCUUGACAACCCUGAUGUCCUAGUGCUGAAGACCCAUGUCAAUCUGAUGUGUGGUGGGGUUGCCGGAGCAAUUGCCCAAACUAUUGCAUAUCCAUUAGAUGUUGCCCGGAGGAGAAUGCAGUUAGGUGCGUCACUGCCUGAUUUUGACAAAUGUUGCAGCCUGACUAAAACUCUCAAGCAUGUGUACACCCAGUAUGGUGUUAAGAAAGGACUGUACCGUGGCCUGUCCCUCAACUACAUCCGCUGUAUACCGUCACAAGCCGUUGCCUUCACCACUUAUGAGUUCAUGAAGCAAGUUCUUCACCUAAACUAGAACAAGCAGUCACUAAGCCUUACAGGAACGGGUUGAACCGACCCCGGGAACAUCACAGCAGCCCUGUCUGCCAUUCCAGCGACCAGUCAUCUGAACGCCAGUUAUUACAAAACACCCUCACAAUUAGCAGACCUGUGCCUUUGCACAGCCCAGCAACCAUCACUAAAGGUACAGAGACAAAAGUUAUGUGUGGAUCAGAAACAACCGACACAUGGAAUCUGCGUCUGUAUGGAAACUUGCCUGUAAGAAGCCUUUCCAUCUCAGAUCGAGCAAUUUGCCUUAAUCAUAAAAACACUAAAUCACAGGAGGUUUUACUUAUGUGGACAGUUUCAGUUUAUCACAGUGCUUUUAACUAUGACUGAAGACGUCACUUUUUAUGUCAAAUAUGGAAGUUGACUUUUUUGUUGUUGCUAAAUUUCCUUCAUAUGUAGCGUUAUAUUUCAGUAAAUUUGAGUCAACGUAAAUCUAAUUGACUGAUAUUAGUUUCUUUUAGUGAUAAAAGAUGACUUUCCUCUACAAUUCAAUAUUAUAGGACAUGGAAGAGAGCAUACACAAUGUCAAUGCAGUAUUCAGUCUUGUUCGCAUGCCGACGUUACUGUGGCUGAAGUUUAAUAUCUUAGAUAGAUUGAUGCCUUACAGUGCAGGUUAGUUCACAGAGAGCAUCAACAUCACAGCUGAUAUGCAUGUGAAGCUUCGAUUCAUGAUGGGAACUAAAAGAGUCCCUUAAAUACAGUAAUGUUUAAAUGAAAUAAAAUAAUGACUUGCCUUUUUAUAUGCAAAGGAUUUGUCACAGACAUGUCAUAAAACAAAUAGUUCUGUCUUGCUUGUGUUAUGAAUCUCACAUUGGAUUCAUAACAGUCAUUACACUUUUACCCAGCCAGAUUAAAAUUAAAUGGUUACCUCAUUAUCUUUCUGUUGUAAAAUUAUCUUCUUUUUUUGUUGCCAUGUGAUGGCAGUGUUGCAGUGAAUAUAGUCCUUAAACCUCUGUAAAUUUAAUGUACAAGUUGAUCAUUUAACUGCACCUGUUUCCAAAGAUGAAUGGGAAUAUUUAUGAAUAUAUGUGUGUAUGAGUACAUUAAACAGCAGUUGACACGGUUUUAUUACUGAGUGAAUACAUGUAUGUGUAAUGAAGGCCAUGAUUCAUUGAACACAUUUCAAGUUUAUUUGCACUACAUGCCAUCGAGCUGAAUCACUAGAAUCUGAGGUCUGUCUUAAGCUUAUCUUUUCUGAUUCGUGAGAACUGUGUUCGUCUUGCUGCUCUGGAUAAAUCGCCUUUAUUUAUUUGUGUUAUAUUUGCUUAAUGAAUGGAUAUUAUGUCCGAUUUAAAUGGUUAAUAGGCACUGAACAAAUGAACAAUGUGAAUGGCCGUUCAGUACAUGUGAUUACUCAUUUGAAUGUAUGCUUAGAUGAUCAUUAAAGAAAUGUUAAUCCAAUUCUUUGGAGUAAAAAUAAAAUAUUUUGUGUUGUGCCGGA